Molecule: messenger RNA, 251 nt
Organism: Funneliformis geosporum
Lineage: Eukaryota; Fungi; Glomeromycota; Glomeromycetes; Glomerales; Glomeraceae
Source: the annotation of a GenBank genome assembly
AAGAGCAAUUAGCAUUAGUAUAUCGCAAAGGAGUUUAUCCCUAUGACUAUAUCAAUUUUCAUGAUAGGUUUCAGGAGACAGAACUUCCUCCUAUUUAUGAAUUUAAUAGUACUCUUAAAGGUGAAUACCAAUAUCUCUAUCUUAAAACUGAUGAUGAAAUGCUUAAGAUGAUAGGAGUUAGGAUCGAACUUUUCACAGAUAUAGCUAUGCAUGAUUUUACUGAAAAAGCUAAAUGUGAUGGUAUAUCUAUG